UGCCCGAGCUUGGUGUGAACAGCCCAGCCCAGACGUGCGGCCCGCCCUGGGCACCCCUGGGGCCACCCUCACCAUGUCCAAGAAGGGCAUGGGCACCCGAGGCAAGGGGGACAAGGCGGAGCUCCUCGCUGCUCUCCAGGCCGCCAACGAGGACCUGCGGGCCAAGCUCACUGACAUCCAGAUUGAGCUGCAGCAGGAGAAGGGCAAGGUGAGCCGGGUGGAGAGGGAGAAGAACCAGGAGCUGCGGCAGGUGCGGGAGCACGAGCAGCACAAGAACGCGGUGCUGCUCACCGAGCUCAAGACCAAGCUGCACGAGGAGAAGAUGAAGGAGCUGCAGGCCGUGCGGGAGGCGCUGCUGCGGCAGCACGAGGCCGAGCUGCUGAGGGUCGUCAAGGUCAAGGACAACGAGAACCAGCGGCUGCAGGCCCUGCUGCACGCCCUGCGGGACGGCGCCCCCGACAAGGCCAAGGUCGUGCUGCUGUCGGAGGCGAAGGAGGAGGCCAAGAAGGGGUUCGAGGCGGAGAAGAUGAAGAUGCAGCAGGAGAUCUCGGAGCUCAAGGGGGCCAAGAAGCAGGUGGAGGAGGCGCUGACCAUCGUGGUCCAGGCCGACAAGAUCAAGGCGGCGGAGAUCCGCAGCGUGUACCAUCUCCACCAGGAGGAGAUCUCCCGCAUCAAGAAGGAGUGCGAGCGGGAGAUCCGCAGGCUGAUGGAGGAGAUAAAAUUUAAAGACAGAGCAGUCUUCGUGCUGGAGAGAGAGUUAGGGGUUCAAGCCGGGCAUGCUCAGAGACUGCAGCUCCAAAAAGAGGCUCUAGAUGAGCAGCUGUCCCAGGUCAAAGAGGCUGAUCGGCACCUGGGCAGCCCCAGACGGGAGCUUCCUCAUGCAGGCGGUGCAGGAGACGCCUCAGACCACUCGGGAAGCCCUGAACAGCAGUUGGAUGAAAAAGACGCUCGGCGCUUCCAGCUUAAGAUCGCGGAGCUGAGUGCGAUCAUCCGGAAGCUGGAGGACCGAAACGCCUUGCUUUCGGAGGAAAGGAAUGAGCUGUUAAAGCGCUUGAGGGAAGCGGAGAGUCAGUACAAGCCACUGCUGGAUAAGAACAAGCGACUUACCCGGAAGAAUGAGGAUCUGUCCCAUACUCUGCGGCGGAUGGAAAACAAGUUAAAAUUUGUCACCCAGGAGAACAUAGAAAUGCGGCAGAGGGCCGGCAUCAUCAGGAGGCCCAGCUCCCUGAACGACCUGGACCAAAGCCAGGACGAAAGAGAAGUGGACUUCCUGAAGCUGCAGAUCGUGGAGCAGCAGAACCUCAUAGACGAGCUUUCCAAGACGCUUGAGACUGCCGGCUACGUGAAGAGUGUGCUAGAGCGCGAUAAGCUUUUAAGAUAUCGGAAGCAAAGAAAGAAAAUGGCCAAACUCCCCAAGAAGCCGGUUGUGGUGGAGACCUUCUUUGGGUACGAUGAAGAGGCUUCCCUGGAGUCCGAUGGCUCCUCCAUCUCCUACCAGACGGACAGGACAGACCAGACCCCGUGUACGCCUGACGAUGACCUGGAGGAGGGCGUGGCCAAGGAGGAGACGGAGCUGCGGUUCCGGCAGCUGACCAUGGAGUACCAGGCUCUGCAACGGGCCUACGCCUUGCUGCAGGAGCAGGUCGGAGGGACGCUGGAUGCAGAGCGAGAAGUUAAGACCCGUGAGCAGCUGCAAACAGAGGCGCAGAGAGCCCAGGCGCGGAUAGAAGAUCUGGAGCGGGCCCUGGCCGAGCGGGGGCAGGACAUGAAGUGGAUUGAAGAGAAGCAGGCACUGUAUCGAAGAAACCAAGAGCUUGUGGAGAAGAUUAAACAAAUGGAAAUAGAAGAGGGUCGGUUAAAACACGAGGUUCAGGAUGCAAGGGACCAAAACGAGCUACUGGAGUUCCGGAUCCUGGAACUUGAGGAGAGGGAGCGGAAGUCCCCAGCCAUCAACUUCCACCACACCCCCUUCGCAGAGGGGAAGAGCCCCCUCCAAGCCUACUGCGAAGCUGAAGGCGUGACGGACAUCCUGGUCUCGGAGCUGAUGAAGCAGCUGGACAUCCUGGGGGAUAACGCCAAUCUGACCAAUGAGGAGCAAGUGGUCGUCAUACAAGCUAGGACCGUCCUGACCUUGGCUGAAAAGUGGCUCCAGCAGAUUGAGGAGACGGAGUCGGCCCUGCACCAGAAGAUGGUUGACCUAGAGAGUGAGAAGGAGCUGUUCAGCAAGCAGAAGGGCUACCUGGACGAGGAGCUGGACUGUAGGAAGCAGAGCUUGGACCAGGCUCACAAGCACAUCCUGGAGUUGGAAGCCAUGCUGUACGACGCCCUGCAGCAGGAGGCCGGGGCCAAGGUGGCCGAGAUCCUGUCGGAGGAGGAGCGUGAGAAGCUCAAGGCGGCGGUGGAGCAGUGGAAGCGGCAGGUGAUGAGCGAGCUGCGGGAGCGCGAUGCCCAGAUCCUGCGCGAGCGUAUGGAGCUGCUGCAGCUGGCCCAGCAGAGAAUUAAAGAGUUAGAAGAAAGAAUAGAAGGUCAGAAGAGGCAAAUAAAGGAGCUGGAGGAAAAGCUUUCAUUCUGUGGUCAUAGCGCGCCUGGCCCCGACACGCCCCCAGAGGAGCCAGACCCCUUUCCUCCAGCGGGACCAGAGGCCAGCAGGGGCCUGGGCAGCAAAACAAGAUGCCACGUCCCAUCCCUGAAGCCCCAAGAGGAUCUGGUCUCUGGGGACCCCGUCCCGUUGAGGAAGAGGGAAAAAGGGGGGCUUUGAGCACCUCUGAGUGGGCACCGGUCCGCUCUGCUGAUCCAGACUCAGAACUUGUUUCUUGACUGGGGCUCCUCUGGGAGCAGCCUGAUCCUGGCUGCUGGACCCUGGGUCCCCCUCGGGACACAGCCUCCUGAUCCCAGUGACAAGGAUGCACACGUUCCCUGCUGAGCAGGUGCUGAGAGCUGCUUCUGUGCAGGGCCGCCCACAAGCCGACACCCCCCC
Messenger RNA from Lontra canadensis (Northern American river otter), 2977 nucleotides. RefSeq names its product Janus kinase and microtubule interacting protein 3 (gene JAKMIP3). The record is from RefSeq and is a predicted model, not a curated record. NCBI's taxonomy places the organism in Eukaryota, Metazoa, Chordata, Mammalia, Carnivora, Mustelidae. The transcript has 22 exons. Gene Ontology annotation, molecular function: microtubule binding; kinase binding. The coding region runs from base 74 to 2758 and encodes 894 amino acids.